AUGGUCAUUUCGGGCCUUUUCCAACUUUUUGAGCGCCAGUCUGCUACUCCCCCUCCGCCCCAAUACAAGGAUGAAUCCAACGCAGGUGCCCUCCUCGCAAUACACGGCACCUUUGGAGGCGUUGCCAUCCUCGCGGUUCUCCUUCGGCUCUACGUGAGAAUUUUCCUACUCAAAAGCCUCGGGAUUGACGAUUAUAUUAUGGCUGCUGCUGCGAUUUGUGAGAUUGGCGUCAUUGUCUGUUUCGUGGGCGAAAGCAAUGCUGGAGAACUCGGGCGACAUCCAGCGCUUGUCAGCCUACCCGAUGCAACUCUCUUCUCACACUGGCGUUUCUUCCAUUCAAUCAUCAUCAUGGUUGGCAUUAGCCUUGUCAAGAUCUCGAUUGCAUUCUUCCUGCGCAGAUUCGUGCCAAGCAAAUACUACCAGCGUUUUCUUCUGGGAUGCAUUGUCUUUCUCGUUGCCUUUACGAUUUCUUGCGCUGGUACCCUCAUUUUCAACUGCGGCACACGCGUCGAUGCGAAUUGGAAUUUCGCUCUACGGACGACCGGUCAAGCCAAAUGUUUCAGCAAUAACACCUUUACGAACAUCGGGAUCUUCAACAGUAGCAUCAACAUCGCAACGGACGUGCUUUUUGCGCUGCUUCCAAUACCAGUGGUGUGGAGACUGCAAGCAAAUCUGCGGACGAAGCUGACCUUGUGUUUCGUACUAAGCUUGGGGCUUUUCGCUUGCGUCUCCAGUAUCAUCAAAACAGUCAAACAGGCUCAUGCUCUGGCAGACCCUGACUGGACCUAUCACGAUGCCUUCUUCAUGUGGAACAAUAUCGAGUUCAACAUCGGUAUUUUGGCUGCUUCUCUACCUUCGUUGCGUCCUCUGUUCGCCAAGGUACUCGGUGUCACCCAAAAAUUGACGUCGAGCAACAGUCGCAAUCGGGCAAAUUAUGGAUACGACGCCGAUGGACUCGCCUAUGGCAAAAGCAAAAACGACAAACGUUCUUCUCGCAAACCCGCCAGCCAGUACUACCAAUUCGACUCACGACAAUCGACAGAGCUGGGAGAAUUGCAAAGAGGUGCUAGCCAAAAAGGGCCAAUGGUAACCAGCACGGUAACCGCAGGCGACGACGACAGCGACAAGAUCAUGUUGGAACAGGAUGUUCAUGCUGUCACCACCGACACUCAAUGGACGAAACCCAUCCAUGGAGCAAUCACGAAAACCACAACUGUAGAGAUCUCGAGAUAUUAG
Fonsecaea multimorphosa CBS 102226 is the source of this 1236-nucleotide messenger RNA. RefSeq lists its product as uncharacterized. The transcript has 2 exons. NCBI's taxonomy places the organism in Eukaryota, Fungi, Ascomycota, Eurotiomycetes, Chaetothyriales, Herpotrichiellaceae. Bases 1 to 1236 code for a protein of 411 amino acids. The record is from RefSeq and is a predicted model, not a curated record.